This is a messenger RNA of Micropterus salmoides (largemouth bass), 3179 nucleotides long. Its product is annotated as dnaJ homolog subfamily C member 5-like. NCBI's taxonomy places the organism in Eukaryota, Metazoa, Chordata, Actinopteri, Centrarchiformes, Centrarchidae. Gene Ontology annotation, cellular component: intracellular membrane-bounded organelle; membrane; presynapse. Bases 171 to 773 code for a protein of 200 amino acids. Gene Ontology annotation, biological process: regulation of synaptic vesicle cycle. The transcript has 5 exons. The record is from RefSeq and is a predicted model, not a curated record.
CCUGCGUACUGCUGCAGCUGUCCAUGGUUGCGUAGUGGGAGCCAGAGAGGGUCCGGGUACGUGCGAGAUGCAGCCAUAGUCACGCUACACUGUCUAAAAUUAUAUCCUCCUGGGAUCGUUCGUUUUGCAGCGCAUCAGAGCCGACUGAAAGCUUGUGGACGUGAGGCAUCAUGACUGAGCAACAGAGGCAGCGCUCUCUGUCCACCGCUGGUGAGUCUCUCUACCACGUGUUGGGAGUUGAGAAGGUGGCCACGACGGAUGACAUUAAGAGAUCUUACAGGAAACUGGCGUUGAAGUUCCACCCUGACAAGAAUCCUGACAAUCCAGAGGCAUCCGAUAAGUUCAAGGAGAUCAACAACGCCCAUGCGAUUCUGAAUGACCCCACAAAACGUAAUAUUUAUGACAAGUAUGGUUCUCUGGGACUAUAUGUAGCUGAGCAGUUUGGAGAGGAGAAUGUCAACACUUACUUUGUCCUUUCAAGCUGGUGGGCAAAGGCUCUGUUUGUAUUCUGCGGCCUGGCCACCGGCUGCUACUUCUGUUGCUGCCUGUGUUGCUGCUGUAACUGCUGCUGUGGAAAAUGUAAACCACGGCCUCGGGAAGGACAGGAACAGGAAUUUUACGUGUCCCCUGAGGACCUGGAGGCUCAGCUGCAAUCUGACGAGAGAGCAGAGGCUGGGGGUGACCCUAUAAUGCUGCAACCAUCAGCAACAGAGACAACCCAGUUAACAUCGGAUGGGCACUACUCCUACCACACUGACACCGGCUUUAACUAACCCUCCGUUCCCAUCAAUCCUGGCCUGCGGUCCUGCCUGCUUCCCUGCUCCACUUCAGUGAGAUGAAAGAAAGGGGCAAUCCAUCUUUCCAUUACCGAAAGACAACUAAUGCGGAGGAGAGGGACUAGUAAGCAUGGCCCAUGAAAGGAACUAAUAACAUCACACCCCUUACACCCCUCCCUGAUUGGUCCACAACUUAUUUCCCCCAGUACGAGAAGAAAAGAGAAACAACUAAAUUGUUUCCUUUUUAUUUCUUCUUUUGUAUUUCUUGGCCUUUAACCACACAUGUCGCCUGCCAUACUUUCCCUCUCCCAUAUUUUGCAUCAUGGUGUAGCAUGCACUGUUUAUAAAACAUGGUCUCCAAAUUUUAUUUUAUCUUUAGCUGCAUUUUUACUUUGCAAUACUCAUAAAGUGAGUGCAUAUGUAUGUGCAAUAUGUUCAAAUGAGGACAAUUCACAAGGAGGGGGAGGAGGAGAAGAUUGGGGUAAAGUUUACGUGAUAUUUUAUGCUAAAGGAAAGGAGAGCCAUGGCUCAGGGAGGUGCUGGUUAGAGAGGUGUGUUUAUUUGCAGAGGUGGUCAGUGCCAUCAUUAAAGAGCAGAUUUUACUUCUUGUUUGCAAUCAAUUCUAUUUUUGUUGAAAAUGCCACCUGCCGUCAUCAGACCUACAGAACAUCUUUGGCACUGUGUUUGUGUAUCUUUAGUGUGCUCCCCUGAGUGUUUUUAACAUGACUUGUUGUUGAGGUUGUUAAGGCACAAAGCUUUAUUUGCAGACUUUACUUCAUGAAUGCCUGCUGACGUGACAUUUCUACCUUAGUUAUUAAUUAGAAUUGGCUUUUCAUUCCUCUGCCUCAGCUUUAUUUCAGUCCAUUCUUCCUGUUUUUCCUCCAGCGCUGAACACAUCAUCGUGACAGUUAUUGUCAAGGUAACUUUUACGUUGGUUGAUAAUUUCUUGCAUUAUGCAUCUCUUGUGGCACGUUUCAGCCCUAGUGGAUUAGUUAUGAUGUUAUGAUUUUAUGUUGAUGUGUUGUUUUCAGCCAAACAUUGUUUUAAUUUUUUUUUUCAUGUCAGGAGUUACAUCAGAUUUAAUAAAAAAUGUUAAAAUUGAAUUCAUAGAUUAAAAAACUAUACUUUUAAAGGAAUAUUCAUAAUUGACAAUUGUAGUUUUUCAUUAGUGGAGGACAUUUUAUUUUAAUAUGGUAAAGCAUCGAGGUUACUGGUAUAAUAUGAUGAAUUUCUGCUGUCUGCUCUUUUUUAUUUGUUUGUUUGUUUAUACCAAUUGAGGCUGAAAGAUAUUAAUUUCGUCCAAUUAUUGCAGUUUUUUUGUUUACUUAUUGAUCUUGUGCUAUAUGAAGCCAAGGAGCUCCAGGUAAUGCAGCUGGCUCUGAUCAGAGCUGUUUAUAGGUGGAAAAAUCAGACCUCUAGCAGCAGCAGCAGCAGCCCUGGUUCAGAGGGUGACAUGUUUUUAACUCUGAGCUGUCUUGAAUAUGUUAAGUAGUUAAUGUGAUGUAGAAAAACAUGUUACACUCGUCAUAGCUGGGAAAUAAAACUGACAUCCACGUGAGAAUAUUUUAGAUAGGGAGGAAUAUGACUUCCAUUAUGUUUUUAGUCCUUGUGUUUUGAACUGAAGUCUGAUGACUCUGACAUCUUGUCCAAUGCUGUGAUCGUUUAUCAUUGUUGACUUUUUUGAAUCCAUGUAGAGUAAGAAGCUUAUAAGGCAUAUCUUCUGUGAACCAGUGCUACAGGCAGCUCCUAGUAAAAUUACUCUAGAUUUUUCAUACUACUGAAUUUGCAAACAUUGCCACACAUUUGCAAAUUGCCAUAAAUUGCCAUGAACAUCUUUACCACUGAUUAUGUGUUUCAAUGGUUUACAAUUGGUGAGCCCCUGUUGCCCACCCUCUGCUAUUAAUGGUAUGGAUGUUGACCUCUGUGGCCCUUGUAUGAUGUUUCCUGUAACCCUUGAUGAAGCAUAGGUGUUCCUGUCAUGGCUUUUUCAUUGAGAUACUGAAAAAUGCUACUGUAAAUUGUUCUAAGUUGAAUGCACUGUGUGUUUAAAAAAACUAUAAUGGAUCAAUGAUCAGGAAAUGACUCCAUAAAAAGACAACAUAGUAUAUAGUGUAACUAUAGUGAAAUGGUUAUAUGAUGCAUUUUUGGGAAUUUUAUUUAUUUCAUACUUUGUCAUGUUUCAAAUGAUGAUUGGCUAUAAUUUCAACUGGUAUGGUGUUGUAAUGUAACCAUUAAAUUUAGCAAGGAAUGGUUUAAUGGUUAAGGUCGCUUGUACAUACACUUGUCCCAUAUAAAGUAUAAACCUUAACGUUUAUGUUGUAGCAUGGUAAUUGUGUGUGUGGAGGAAAACAAGUGGAUCAUUGAUCUGAUUUGCUGUUGUUGAAUAAAUGUUCCUGAACAAUG